AUGCACACCGCAGUAAUCGGAGUUCCAGCAUUCGUUGGAAUUAUUCUGAUGUUCCAGCUUCUACACCCCGGAUGCAGUCAAUUUCUCGACCCAGCCUGCGGAAUUCGAACACAAUCGAGGACUGCGCAUCGCAUAAUCAAUGGCCAUACAGCUAAAUAUAACUCGAGCCCCUGGAUGGUUUUUCUGCACUCGACUACAGAUAUGUUUGUGUGCGGCGGAUCUCUCAUUACGAACAAACUAGUACUAACUGCAGCUCAUUGCUUCAUUGCAAAUCAGCAUUUAGUAGCCAGGCUGGGGGAGUAUGAAAGAACGAGGAGUGAAGAAUGCAUCGGAUAUUACUGCAAUUUUCGAGAGGAGCACAUGGUAGAUGCGGGCUUCAAGCACAAGUUGUAUGAUCCAAAAACACAUGCUAACGACAUUGCCAUUCUGCGGUUGGCCAAGAGUGUCGUGUACAGAGACAACAUCAGGCCCAUUUGCGUUGUGUGGGAUCAUAAGUGGAGGCAGUAUAUAGACAACAUCGAUUUGCUAACUGCAACUGGAUGGGGAAAGACCGAAAUGGAAAGUGACAGUGAUGCUCUUCAGACGUUGGACAUUCGUCGCCAGCCACCAGAGGUGUGUGCUAGGUUCAUCGGCCAGACCAUCGCUGGUAACCAAUUCUGCGCAGGAAACUGGGACAGUAAUCUCUGCAAUGGCGAUUCCGGUGGUCCAUUGGGAGCAAUGAUAACGCAUAAAAACACACAGCGCUUUCUCCAAAUCGGUAUAGCCAGCUAUACGAACAGAAAUUGCCAAAAGGCAAGUGUUUUCACUGACGUUCUGAGCCAUGCCGAAUUUAUCCUUCGAGUGUGGAGGAUGUACGGCAAGGGUCAAAGGUUACCGAUCCCAAAGAAACCCACAACGACCACCCGUCCACCUACAUGGUGGCAUACUCCAAAACAGACUUUCCAAGACUACGAUUAUGACACCAAUCAUGGAUCGCAUUGGGAUUGGAACUACAGUCCCGAGUGGUAUCCUGGAGGCUACUUUUAUAUUUCAACCUGGUAAAAGUUGUUAGAAUAUUUUAAGUACAUUUAUAUAAAUAAAACAU
Drosophila mauritiana is the source of this 1084-nucleotide messenger RNA. Its product is annotated as serine protease grass-like. The record is from RefSeq and is a predicted model, not a curated record. Bases 1 to 1041 code for a protein of 346 amino acids. Gene Ontology annotation, biological process: proteolysis. The transcript is spliced from 4 exons. Gene Ontology annotation, molecular function: serine-type endopeptidase activity. NCBI's taxonomy places the organism in Eukaryota, Metazoa, Arthropoda, Insecta, Diptera, Drosophilidae.